AUGACAAGCCUUUGGUCAAUGGCAGCCCGGCUGCAGGGCUGCCACUGUCGGGCGUGCCAUCGAACCACACACACCAUAGCCCGACGGUCGCCGCCGACAAGGGUGACGCCAUUGACGACCAGUGCCCAAGCCCACGGACGACGAAAGGUUCUGGCCAGCGAUGUCUUUACCGCCUGCUACACGGCUAUCAUGGCCACGGCCGCCGUGUUUGAUGCUGGGCAGAAAGAUCGUCGGAGACGAGAGCUCGACGAGAAGAUUGAAGAGAUAAAGCAGAGUUUAGCUGCGCUUGCCGAGGCAAACGGGCACAGCUUGGAGAUUGAUCAAGCGACUGGGGCUCCAGAGCCAUCUGAAGACCUCAUUGAGGAAGCCACUCAACAACUUUCGUCGUCCUCGACCGCUGAGAGCACAGUCGAGCCAACGCCCCAACCACCACGGCAAGCUGGGCGGAGACGACGACCAAUACCUCGGCCCCGGACCGAGCAGGAGAAGCUAGCUCCACCACCACCAACGACGUUACGAUACGUCUUGAACCAUAUAUGCAAGACUAGGAUGGUCACUCCGUAUGAGAAAUCACACAAGCUUUCAAGACCAGCUACAGGCUCUGCAACGUUGAGUGUCUUGAGUAACGCCUUGGCUGAGGAGGAAGCCAUGAUGAAGCCGUUGACCCCGGAGCCGGUGACCGAAAUAGCCAGGAUGAAAACAGUCGCCAUGGUCAAUAGUCUGGUCGACCGGCUCAUCAAAGUGGCUUAUUGGAGGACCGAGAAAGAGGCACCAGGAACGCAUCCAGCGCUAAACAGCCCCGACUCUGCGCAGACUAUGGUCAAGAUGCUCCGGUCAGACGGGAACCCGCGCUACAAGGACACUUUCUUGGACGCAGAAGAUGCCGCUAGACAGAGGGCUCGCUUGAACGAAGCCAAUAUGAAGGUUAUCUCCGAGUUUAACCCAUGGAGGAGGGAAAGAUUUGUGGCCAAGAUUUGCUUCAAUAUUCUCACCUGCGAGGUGUCUCCUUCGAUCCAAAACUACAACACUCUUAUAUGGGGGUUCACGAAUCUUGGGGAGCACGACCUCGCCCAAGCCGUGGUGGAUUCAUUCCUCAAUGUCAGUCGCUUCCGGCCAACGCAGGCGACACUGCUGUGUCUACUCUAUCACUACCGGGCAAGCCGCGAUAUUCUGGGCUUUCAUACCAUUCUUCGGAGGUUUUUCGGUCACGAUUCCCGGGGCAUGAGAUUACGUAGGAGGGUGGCUAUCACCCACUUCAAACGAGAUCGCCAUCAAGGAAUCAACCGCCUUUGGUGGGCUGUCGAGGGAGACGUAGCUAGGAUACGGGGCUACUACGUCCAGCGCGUCCCGCUAAGCCAGCCGAUCAUGGAGGCUAUCAUUGAAGGCCUGCUGGAUUUUGAACGCACCCUAGAUGCUGUUCAGCUGACCCAGGCUUGUCUGAACGAGAGUUGGGCCCCCAAUGCCGAUCUUUUCAGGCGAUUAUGCGAAAUCAUCGUAACACAUGGCGAUUGGGUAAGCGCGAAGGCGCUCAUCCAAGGUCGCCUCGCAAAACUCAACCAAACCACAUUUUUGCUGUUGGGCUCAGGAGACGGGAAACGUCCAGGCUUGCUGAACUUUUCGGCUGCUAGACAGUUUAGGAGAGUCUUGGCCAUGACGAAGACGUUGUGGAUUCAUGAUCAAAACACGGCCUGGCUCCAAGCUGGCGCAGAAAGGUUACGACACCUGGAGACAGCGCUCUGGCUCCUGGGGGUUCAGUCUAACCUUCAUUUUGAGAGGUAUACGACGCGGAGAUUGGAGAGCAUUCUUCGCUCGGCACGGCCCCUUACAGCUGAUCGUAUCGACCUUGUGAGCUCUGUCGUCGAUAACAUUGCCAAGAGGCACAGGUCGGAGGCUGAAUUUCUUAAACACCUAGAGAUUCGGGAAACUGUCAAUGCCAUGCACCGCGAAUGCGAACUCACCAGGCAAUGGCGGGAGCAAAUUGAGCAUGGCAUUUGCGAGUGGCUGGCCAGGAAAUUCAGGUUUGAGCUCUGA
Podospora anserina S mat+ is the source of this 2031-nucleotide messenger RNA. RefSeq lists its product as uncharacterized. The transcript has a single exon. NCBI's taxonomy places the organism in Eukaryota, Fungi, Ascomycota, Sordariomycetes, Sordariales, Podosporaceae. The record is from RefSeq and is a predicted model, not a curated record. Bases 1 to 2031 code for a protein of 676 amino acids.